Cordyceps fumosorosea ARSEF 2679 is the source of this 234-nucleotide messenger RNA. RefSeq names its product cytochrome-c oxidase chain VIIc. NCBI's taxonomy places the organism in Eukaryota, Fungi, Ascomycota, Sordariomycetes, Hypocreales, Cordycipitaceae. The transcript is spliced from 2 exons. The record is from RefSeq and is a predicted model, not a curated record. Gene Ontology annotation, biological process: mitochondrial electron transport, cytochrome c to oxygen. The coding region runs from base 1 to 234 and encodes 77 amino acids.
AUGUUCACCCGCGCCGCCGCCCGCACCACGACCACUCUGGUCUCCCGCCGUGCUUUCCACGCCACCCGGGCUCGCAUGUCCUCGCCCUACCACUACCCCGAUGGCGCCUACUCCAACCUGCCCUUUAACCCUCACAGCAAGUGGUUCGGCGUCGGCUACUGGGGCUUCAUGGCCACCGGUUUCCUCGCCCCCUUCGGCAUCGCUGUCUACCAAACCUACAAAGCCGACCCUUAA